GAAAGUUGUAGAAAGAGAGACAGAGAGGAGGCAAACAAAACAGAGAUAAAGAGACAACCUGACUUAACUUUCACACACAAACAGACAAGCAGGUGGCGGACCUGACCUGAAGCUGAGCAGACACACUCAUUCAGCUUCACACAUAGCAUUUAUUCUCUGACGCUCUCUCAGACGGCAGCAGCAUGUUUCGGCGGAGGCUCCCUCAGGCGGUGCGCCUGCUGACGGUGUGCGUGUGUCUAGCGCUCGCCUACGACGAUAAUAUCGAGGUUGACUACGCCGAUUCCUACUUCAAUGAAAUCACAGAUGGAGAAACACCUGAACCCACGUUGAGUCCAGCCCCAUGCAGUUCUCCAGACCUGACCAAGUGGGACAAAAUCUUCUCCAUGUUGGAGAACAGCCAGAUGAGGGAGAAUAUGCUGCUGGUGGAAAUGGAGUCACUACGUGGUGAAAUGCUAAGGUUUGUAGCUCAGUAUGGUGGGUCCUGUGGGGCUGCAGUGGAGACAGCAGGAAAACGGAUGGCUGUGCAGCUGGAGGGUCGUCUAAGACAGACUCUGGAGCACUUCAAACUUGGAGAUCCGAACUCUGCUGCUGGGAAUUCAGUCGGGAAUAUGAACCACCUGAAAACCAUGCUCGAGCAGCUCCUUUCCACAGCACGAGCACAAGCAUCCCGACUCGGCAAGCUGGAGAGCAGCUGCUUUGGCAUCCCAGGUUCUGGGAAGGGGAUGAAUACCAAGCCUGGGUUUCAGCUUCCAGGGGGUGGAACGCUGGCGGACCGUGAACAAGAGGUCACAUCAAGAGAGGCCUCUUUAGAUACGACGCUCUGCAAGGAGUUAGGAGUUAGAGCUGAACUAAUAGAUGUGCUAAAGUCAUCCAGUCAAAGAUACUUACCUGCAGGCUGUGAGAUGGCCCUCCUCUUCCCAAUGCGUUCCCGACGAAUCUACACUGCCAUCUUGCCGGAUGUCCCCCUCAGCCUGUCCUCCUUCACUGUCUGCAUGUGGGUGAAGCCAACCACCAUGUCUAACAAAACCGUGCUGUUCUCCUAUGGAAACCGGCAAAACCCAUAUGAGAUCCAGCUGUUGCUCGCCCAAACCUCAGCUCUUUUCACCAUUGGAGGAGAGGCCCAUCUGGUAGAGGCACAGGGUGUGGUUAACCAGGGAAAAUGGGUCCACCUGUGUGGGGCUUGGUCCUCCAACCGGGGCCUGGCGACCCUGUGGGCGGAGGGUAAGAAGUUGGCCUCCACAUCGGGAGUGGCCGAGGGGCAUGUCUUACCAGAUGGAGGCUCUCUCCAGCUUGGACAGGAAAGAAAUGGCCCUCUGACAUCAAGCGGUGGGAGUGGCGUGACAGGGUUUGAAGGAGGGUUUGAUCCCAAGCUGGCAUUUGCUGGGAAGAUGACGGGGGUAAACAUGUGGGACAGGGUGCUGUCAGAGGCGGAGAUCUCCCUGCUGGCUUUGAGUGAAGGUCAGGGCUGCCAGCAGGGGGGGAACAUGGUGUCCUGGGGCGUCACAGAGAUGAUUCCACAUGGAGGCGCUCAGUUCAUCUACUGAUUCUUAACCCUCAUGGUGGAAGUGUCAUCAUAUUCAUUUUCUUUGUGAAUAUACAAAACAAUGUAAAAAUAUUUCAUGCUGAAACUGAAGACACAACCACUCUUGUCAUCUUUGUUCUCAUACUUUAAUGUUUAAACUUUUUUUUUUUCUUCAAAGACAUUUUCUGUGUCAUAUUAAAUGUUUUUAUCAUGAAUGUGAAUGCUGCAAUGAACUCUGCUGGACAAGUAUAAACAAGAGAAAGUCAAUGCUGUGAGAGACUGAAGUCUACUUUGUAAAAUAUCCUUAUGUACACACACACACACACACACACACACGCACACACACACACACACACACACACAGUUCCACAUAUUCAGCUUCAGAAACUUGCAUUGUAGCAGGAAACAUGCUGCAAGCAGCAUUCACAAUGAUUUAAUUAGAGUGCAAGAAAGACAAAGAGUCUUUUGUUAAGCAGAACAAGUUCUGAGCCAGUAAACAGAGUAAUCACCAGACAGACCUGUAGGAGAGGUAAAGAAGAGGUCAUGGACAAUAAAAAGAGAUUAUCUCCUAAUUGUAGGAUGAUGUAGUUUUUUCCCUUUUUCUAUCAAGGUUUGUGCAGAAAUGGCAAGUGUAGUCAACUAAAACAUCCAUGUUUUCUUUGUUCUCCUAUGUUUGCAGUCCUGUAGGUACUAUUAUGAGGCAUAUAAUUAAGACACUGCAGGCAGAAUUAAUUUUAUAAUGUAUUAAUGAUGUGUUAAUGAAUGUCAUGUUCAGAAAAAAUAUGUGUUCAAUAUUUCCGUGACUAAGAACUGCUGUACUUGCCUUCAUUUUAAACUCUUAGAAACUCUAGAGUUGGUCUGUGUUUUUUUUAUUAUAUUUUUAUGAGGUUGUGAAAGAUUAAAAAAUAAGACAUUACAAAGCUAAACUUGUAAUCAUUUAUGUGUUUACAUGCAUGUGUUAAGUUUGAUUCCAUUUCUUGGUUAGUUUUUGUCAGUAGCGCUCAUAUAAUUUUUAGUUUGUGUCUUUUUUAUGCAAAAUGUAGUAAAACUGUUGUUUUCAGUUUUACUAAAAGACAGUGAGGGCAGUGUUUACAUAGUCGAAACCUUUUAAUGAACUAAGUUGUAAAUUGCUUUUAAACUUUGUGAAAAGAUGAAACUGAAUGUAAUUUGCACAGAAAUAUAUAUUUUUGCAUAACAUAAGUGUAUGUGUAGAAAGUGGGAUAUGAAUAAAAAACCCAAGUUACACAAU
Molecule: messenger RNA, 2771 nt
Organism: Melanotaenia boesemani (Boeseman's rainbowfish)
Lineage: Eukaryota; Metazoa; Chordata; Actinopteri; Atheriniformes; Melanotaeniidae
Gene: ptx3a
Product: pentraxin 3, long a
Exons: 4
Coding region: 183-1544 (453 amino acids)
Biological process (GO): innate immune response
Molecular function (GO): complement component C1q complex binding
Source: RefSeq, a predicted model, not a curated record